AUGCGUCCCAAUUGUUGGCAUUACUGCUGCCAAGUUGAGAGACAUCAUGAAAAAGAUACUUUGAUGUGCAAAGGAUUGACAUUUACGUAUUCCCAAUCUCAGCAAGUCAAGGUUUUUCUCAACCAGAAACAAGAUGGUUUGAACUGUUUAAUAGCCGAUAUCGAAAAGUUGUCAGCGUUGGCGCAACAUGUUUCUUGCUCCAACAAUUAG
Lathyrus sativus (Indian pea) is the source of this 210-nucleotide messenger RNA. The record is from the annotation of a GenBank genome assembly. NCBI's taxonomy places the organism in Eukaryota, Viridiplantae, Streptophyta, Magnoliopsida, Fabales, Fabaceae.